GAAUAGAAAACUCGUACAUUUGAUUCGAGGUACAGAGAUGAGCAGUUUUAGCUAACUAAAAUUGCAGCGCAAUUUUUUAUCGACGGCAGAACGGGAAGCACAGCAUAGGGAGUGAAGAUGCUUAUCCGUCGACUACCUUCAACGGCGAUUUACGUCACGACGACUGUGGCUUUCUCCCGACGUUCUCCGUCUCCUCACUCCUUCGGCGCUCAAACAGCCAAUUCGCUCUAUUUCAAGCCUAAAUUCAGCCUCCUUCCCUUCUGCUCCAGCUCACAGACUUCUUGCGAAUUCACCGACUUACUCAGCGAGGAACCGUCGAAGCGUGGACCUCUCAAGCCUGGAUUGUAUUUGGUAGGAACACCAAUCGGAAACCUAGAAGAUAUCACCUUAAGAGCUCUCCGCGUCUUGAAAUCAGCUGAUGUGAUACUCUCAGAGGACACGAGGCAUUCCGGGAAGUUGCUUCACUAUUAUAGUAUCAAAACUCCUCUUAUGAGUUAUCAUAAAUUCAAUGAAUCUCAAAGAGAACAAACAGUUUUGAAGAGGUUGAAGGUGGGUGAGAUUGUGGCAUUGAUCAGUGAUGCAGGAACACCAGGCAUCAGUGAUCCUGGUAUGGAACUGGCAAAGUUGUGUGUCAAUGAAAACAUUCCUGUUAUUCCAAUUCCAGGGCCUUCUGCUGUGGUCUCUGCUCUUUCUGCCUCAGGGUUGACCACAAAUGAGUUUACAUUUGUCGGUUUUCUUCCUAAACAUGCUGGAUCAAGGAAGGAGCGGUUAAUAGCUUCUGCAAGUGAAGCAAGAACCCAAAUAUUCUACGUUCCUCCUCACAAGCUUUGCCAGUUUCUCGAAGAGAGUUCCUCAGUCUUUGGUUUUUCAAGACCAUGUGUUAUAGCUCGAGAAAUGACGAAAGUACAUGAAGAGUUUUGGCGAGGCACUUUGGGAGAAGCAAAAGAAGCAUUUUCAACAUGCCAACCAAAGGGAGAAAUUACACUGUUGAUUGAAGGCAAGGCAAACUGCAUAGAGGAAACGCCAUCAGAGUGUCAGCUUGAGAAUGAAUUGAGACAAUUGAUAACCAGAGGGCAUAGUCUUUCUUCGGCAGUCAAAUUGGUGGCUGAGGGAACAUCAAUGAAGAAGAAAGCAAUAUAUUCACUUGCUUUGAGAAAAUUUGGAAACAAAAUAGAGGCGAAGGAUUCAAAUUGAUGAUACUCAUGCUGGAGAGCUAAUGCUGGACUAUUUUUGCGAUUUGUCCUGCUUUUGAAUGUGGAGAGUAUGUUGCUGUUGAAGGCUUGGAGCAAAAGCAGAGCAAAUCCAUUAUCCAUGCAGAUAAAGUGGCGAGAAUGAUGAUCAUAUUAAGGUCAUGGAACAAAAAUUUAAAUUAUGCUCUCAAUUAGCUGAAAUUCAUUGACAAGCCAUGUUAAUCCAUCAUGACAGAAUAUAUAUCUUUGAUGGUUCUUUGUUAAUGGAUAGGCAUGGAAAUUGCUAACUAAUUUAAUUUUUGUGACCAAUACCAAAGCACUAACUGAUGAAGAAGGGUUUCAAUUUAGUACGUACUAAUUUCAAAUAGAACUUGACUGAUGGAUCUACUGGGUGAAUGAAUAAAUGUAAACUCCUUUGAACUCUCCCUCUUUCCAUUGUAUCUCAAGAAUUAAGAAUACUAGCAGAACUAAGUUACUUUUUAGUUGCAAUCAUGUUGCUUCAAGUUCUAUUUCCUUCCUUUCAAUAAUAACUAUGAUAUUGUUGCUUUGAGACGCGCUAGUAAACAUUAGA
Molecule: messenger RNA, 1761 nt
Organism: Rubroshorea leprosula
Lineage: Eukaryota; Viridiplantae; Streptophyta; Magnoliopsida; Malvales; Dipterocarpaceae
Source: the annotation of a GenBank genome assembly